Messenger RNA from Ostertagia ostertagi, 378 nucleotides. The record is from the annotation of a GenBank genome assembly. Lineage: Eukaryota; Metazoa; Nematoda; Chromadorea; Rhabditida; Trichostrongylidae.
GUAAUCUUUGAAAUCGGCGUGGAAGGUCUCAUCGGAGAAUACGCCACGCUCAAACCUUAUCUUGCCAGCACUUAUUCAAGAGAGAUUUUCGAUCAGAACCCGACCAAGAAUCGGUACAAAGACGUCAUCUGUAAUGAUCUGACCCGGGUGAUCAUCAAAGAUGGUAAAGGCUCCGAUUAUAUUCAUGCUAACUACGUGAGAGGGCAGUGCCUCGUCAACACUUUCAUCUGCACACAGGGCCCAAUCAUGACAACAAUUGCUGAUUUCUGGCGCAUGAUUCUGUUCGAGCAUGUGUCCCAUAUUAUAAUGUUGUGCGACACGAUUGAGCAGGGCAAAAUGAAGUGCGAACAGUAUUGGCGAACAGUAUUGGCCCAAUGA